Molecule: messenger RNA, 215 nt
Organism: Sphaeroforma arctica JP610
Lineage: Eukaryota; Ichthyosporea; Ichthyophonida
Exons: 1
Source: RefSeq, a predicted model, not a curated record
GCACAGACGCAUCUCCCGACAAAGCCGUCUGCCAGAUGUCUGACACAGACUCACACUCCCAGUGCAACCAUCCCACCCCAUUCCGCUGCGAUGACUCCGUCAACCGCAGCUUCACAUCAUCAUCUUCGCCUGCGUAUUCGGCGCAGUCUGUCAAUAAACAUCGUUCCACUGUACACCAGGGUAGUGCAAGCUCUAAGCUUCGCGACUUACAGUAA